AUGCCCCCUUUGUACUACGAGAAGGCUAUUCUCCGUAGCUUUGUUCCCACGUGGAGAGAAAAUCUAAUUCUUUACCUUAAAAAUGGAUCUCUGGACAAAAAAACGUGCCCAAAUUUAAAUGAAAUACUGGGAACAAGUUCUAGAACAGACUCUGAGUUCCAUAAUGGACUGAUUAUAGUAUCUUCAGGAGUAAACAUAGACAGACUGUUGUUUUAUCUCUUAUUUUAUAUAGCAAAUCCCCUGCACGUGUACGAAUAUGACGGAUUUUCAGAAAAUAUUAAAGACUGUUUCAAAGAUAAUGCACUUCUGGAAGAGGAAUUAAAACAGGAGUGCGAAAGUUUACUUGAUAAUUAUGAUAAAACGGAAACGUAUGUAGAAUCUAAAAGGAACUGUCACACAAAAAUAACAUCAAAGAAAAGGAAAACAUAUGAAAUAACAAAUAGAGUGAAGAAGGAGUUUGAGCCGAGUGUUACGGAGAAUGAUAAAUCGUCAUUUAGACAAGAAUGGGAAAGUAGUAGCCAGGACAGGGAAAAGGUGGAUGAGCUAUACGACUGCCCGAGUUUAGCAAUCAAAAACUCGAAACUGAGUUUGAAAUCUAAUGCAACCUAUCGCAAAAUAUUUAGCAUGUGUGAGCCGGCGAAGCCUGCGAAAAUAUGGGAGCGCUCAUUCCUGUUCACGGACGUGAAGGUCCAGGCGACUGUGACGAUGUACACGCACCUGGUCUUCAUUUUGGGAUUUGAGCAGUCAGACUUCGAAAACUACCAGAUCAUGGCCAGAGACAUACUGGGAAGGCUGUUCGUGAGGAACGCGAGAGCCUGUAAGGUCAGUUCAGGAGACUCCCUAGGCGCUGCAGGUGAAGGGGAGGAGGAAGCCGACAGCUGUAUCAGGCUGCCGAAGCUGGAUUACAUAGACGGGAACGUGUUGGCAACAGCACGCCAGCAACUGUACGUCAACGGAGGAUGCUACGUGAUAAAUAGCAGAAUACUGCUGAACGACCUGCUGAGCGGGAAGAUACUGCCGGAGAUAAUAGGAGGAAUCGUGGUGAUGAACGCACACCAGAUCAUGGAGGAGUACAACAUAGCCUUCGUAGUGCGGCUGCUGAGAAUGAGAAACAAGCUGGCGUUUGUGAAGGCAAUAAGCGACAGCGUGGCGAACUUCAAGGGAAACAACCUGAGCUUCUGCCUGAAAAACAUAUUCACGAAAAACGUGCACAUAUACCCGAGGUGCCACCACCUAAUCGAGUCGGUGCUGAACGACAGCCAGAUACAGCCGCUGACGUUCGAAGUGUUUCUGCCGCUGAGCGAUAACGCGACGAGCGUGUACAAGAGCAUACUGAAGAUGAUAUGGACAGUUGUGGAGAGCAUGAAGAGACUGAAGUACGACAUAGACAUGAACAAGGUGGUGUACACGACGUACAAGGGGUUGAUCAAGAUCCUGGACAAGCAGGUGACGAACGUCAACGUUUACCAGCUGUACCUUAACACGACCUCGGGAGGAGGAAGCCAAACGAGCACGAGCAGCAGCAGCACGAGCGGAGUGAGCUACUACAUAGACACGCUGCUCAAGUUCAGGAUUCUGCUGGACAGCCUGCUCUACAUGGACCCGAUCAGCUUCGUGGAGAAGCUGGAGAGAAUGAAAAACGACAACCCGGACUGGCUGUGCACGCCGAACGGAAUAAAGCUCUUCAAGAAGUCAAACGAGAGGCUGUUUAAAAUCGAUGAGGACAACAUUGACCUGAGCAUAGAGAAGAAUUUGAAAAACGAAUACAUAAGGGGGCUGUUUCAGCUGAAGUUGACAAACGAGCAGCUGAUCCAGAUGCUGAAAAGCAAUUUCAAGUUCCACUAUCAGAAGAGGAACAAGUACAGAUGCCGCAGAUACCAUAACCAGAGGGCCAGAAAGCAGAACCUGUCGGUGGAAUAUCGGAGAAGGAGGCUCGUGGCGACCGAGGCGAGUCACCUGGCGUACCUGACGAGCUACUUCAAGGCGGGGAAGAAGCUGAGGAGGAACGUGCUGAUCGUGGUGGAAAACUACUACCUCGUGGAGUACCUGACGAAGUAUUACAAGUACGACGUGCACAUGAGUAAGCUGGUGCAGCUGAUGCAGAUUAACCUGGCGACCGAGUCGGGCGUGGUCGAGGGAGCGGCAGCGAGCGCCAAGUCGAGCGGAGGGGAAAGCUUCAGCGCAGAGUACUACAGCAACAUCAACAAGAGCAUCCUGAGCAACAACAACAUAUGGAACCUGUACAGGCACCUGGUGAACACGAACGCGACGCCCUUCGAAAUAAGCAGCAACAGCAGCUUCAGCAACACGCAGGGCUCGAACGUUAACUCAAAUACGCAGGCGGAGACGAACCCGGACAGCGAAAACGCGGCGCUGAGCACAGGAGAGUGCGCCGGGCCGGAGAGCAGAGGAAGCGCGGAAAACCAGAGGCAGUCCGAGCAGGAGGGCGACGACGAGCUCAUGGACUACCUGGACAUCAACGUGGACUUCGACGACUACGUAUUCAACAGCAUCAACGUGAUCAAGUCAUUCAGCACGGUUAACGCGGGCAAGAUCGACAAGUACGACAGGCUCAUGAGCACGCUGCUGAGGCUUAACCCGUGCAUUGUGAUCAUCUACGCGCCGAACGUGCACGUCUUCAGAGUGAUCGAGAACUACUGCGCUCUCAAGUUCAGCAGGCCCGCGCUCUACAGGAAGCGCCUUAACUUCCUGCAGGUGCACAUCCUCUCGCUCAGGGACUGCCUCGAGACGCACAGGUUCACGAAGUCGCUGAAGGCCGAGCUCGACGCCUGGUCGCAGGUGCAGACGCAGAAGAAGUCGCUGGUGGUGCGCAUGGACGAGGCGCUGCUGGUGAACAAGCGGAGCUUCGUGGGCCAGACGAUCGUGGACACGCGCGAGCUCAACAGCAAGCUGCCCUUCUUCCUCUUCAACGCAGGCCUGCAGGUGAUCUCGACGGUGCUCGAGAUUGGCGACUACCUGGUCACGCGGGACCUGUGCAUUGAGCGCAAGAGCCUGUCGGACCUGUACACGUCUCUGAACUCGGCGAGGCUGUCAAAACAGCUGAGCGAAAUGUGCAGCGCCUACGAAAACCCGUUCCUGCUGAUAGAAUUCGAUGAAAAUGACAAGUUCCACCUCUCGUCGGUGGGUGAGGGGAGAUACGGACACAAUUACAUAUAUGUAAAGCUAGUCAUCACCUGCUGCAACUUUCCCAAAUUGAGGCUAAUAUGGUCCUCGUCUCCACAGGAAUCUGCAAACAUAAUUAGGCACCUAAAGAUUAAUCGCAGUGAGCCGGACCUGAUAACCAAUGAAUACCUCGUGAAGAAUUUCAGAAACAAGUCUGAAAAGGUGGCUGCGACUGAUACAGAGUCCCUGUCUCCGCAAGGUAAGCCCGAAUCCUUAGGCCUACGCCGUCCCGAGUUUGUGAAGAACAGGGACGCCCUCAAGAUUUUGCGCAGCAUCCCGGGAGUCACUACCCAUAACAUAACCCAAAUUCUCACCAAUGUUAGUCGUCGAUUAGUUACCGGCCUAGACGUGCACUUAUUUAUUUUCUAUUUAUUCAUGUAA
Messenger RNA from Theileria orientalis strain Shintoku, 3564 nucleotides. RefSeq lists its product as uncharacterized. Gene Ontology annotation, molecular function: single-stranded DNA binding; damaged DNA binding; single-stranded DNA endonuclease activity. The record is from RefSeq and is a predicted model, not a curated record. The transcript is spliced from 5 exons. The coding region runs from base 1 to 3564 and encodes 1187 amino acids. Gene Ontology annotation, biological process: resolution of meiotic recombination intermediates; nucleotide-excision repair involved in interstrand cross-link repair; double-strand break repair via homologous recombination. Lineage: Eukaryota; Apicomplexa; Aconoidasida; Piroplasmida; Theileriidae. Gene Ontology annotation, cellular component: nucleotide-excision repair factor 1 complex.